This is a messenger RNA of Nicrophorus vespilloides, 1967 nucleotides long. RefSeq names its product allergen Cr-PI-like. Lineage: Eukaryota; Metazoa; Arthropoda; Insecta; Coleoptera; Silphidae. The record is from RefSeq and is a predicted model, not a curated record. The transcript is spliced from 3 exons. Bases 3 to 1967 code for a protein of 654 amino acids.
ACAUGUCUGGUGUACAAUACAAAGUUGCUGACAAAGUCUUCCUCGAGAAGCAAAAGGACAUCCUCCGUCUUUUCCAACAUGUGCAUCAGCCAACCUUCUUCAAGGAUUUGGUCGAGGUUGCCAAGACCUUCAAAUUUGAAGGACACUGGGAUCAAUGGACUAUGCCUGAAUAUGUAAAGGAAUUCUGGCAAUUCUACCAGGAGGAAGAUUUCUUGAAGCAAGAUGAAAUUUUCUCCGUUUUCCAUCCACAACACUUGAAGCAAGCCAUCGCUCUCUUCAGGGUGUUCUACUAUGCCAAGGAUUUCGCUACUUUCUACAAGAGCGCCGUUUGGGCUCGUCAGCACGUCAACCCAGGCAUGUUCGUGUAUGCUCUUUCCGUUGCUGUCUUCCACUGCAAGCACACUGAGGGAAUCAUUUUGCCACCAAUCUACGAAAUCUUCCCUCACUACUUCUUCACCAGCGAAGUCAUCACCAAGGCUAAGCAAUACAAGCAACACUACUGGGGUACCUACAAGCACGAAGUAGAGCUCAAGGAAAAGUCUGGCUACGCUAUUAACGCCGACUAUACCAAGCACACCGAAGAAUGGAUGAGCUACUUCACCGAAGACAUUGGCAUGAACGCUUUCUACUACUACAAGAACAUCUUCAUGCCUUUCUGGUUGGACCACGAAUGCAUUAGGUUCGAUGCCACCAAACGUGGUGAAUGGUUCCACUAUUACCAUAACCAAAUUUUGGCUCGUUACUACUUGGAGCGUCUCUCCAAUGGUAAGGGUAAAAUCCCAACCAUCAACUACGAGGAACCAACCCAAUUUGAGUACUACCCAGCUCUUUCUUACUUCAAUGGAAAACCAUUCCCAGCCAGGCCAAAGAACGCUAAGCUCAAUCUCGAUGUAGAAGAAACCGACUCUUCCUUGAAACACUUCUCCUACUGCUACACCAAAGUGGAAGAUUACGAAAGGCGUAUUCGUGAAGCCAUCGACAUGGGAUGGGUUUACACUCCAGAAGGCAAGAUCAUCUACUUGUACACUCAAGAAGGUUUCGAGACUCUUGGAAAGAUCGUUGAGAGCGAUCCAGAAUCUCCUCAUGUCCGUUUCUACGGUUACUUGCAAAUGGUAACUCGCCAUCUUCUGGGCUACUCCCACCACGCUCUCGCUCCAUCCGUCUUGGAACACUUCGAAACUUCCAUGCGCGACCCUAUGUUCUACCAAUUCUGCAAGAGGAUGCUGUACUUCUUCAAGAAACAUCAACACCAUAUGGGACCAUACGAGAAGAAACAUCUCUUCAUGCACGGCGUCAAGGUCGAAGACUUCCAAGUUGACAAACUGGUGACCUUCUUCGAUCAAUACUUUACCGACAUCAGCAACGCUGUUACCGUCGACGAGAAAGAAUUCCAACAGAAAUCUUUCGAAAUCCAAGUUUCCAGCGACAAGUCUGUAGAUGCUUUGGUCAAGGUCUUCAUUGGACCCAAAUACGACGAAUUCGGUUACGAAGUUGAGAUGAAGCACAACUACAUGAACUUCUUCGAAUUGGACAGGUUCAAGUACACCCUGAAAUCCGGAAAGAACGUCAUCGAGCGCAACUCGCACGAGAACAAAUUCUUCAACCAAGAGCAUUUCACUUUCAAGUCUUUGUACAACCAAGUUGAAAAAGCUUUGACCGGAGGAGAAACUUUCAAAUACCAAUUGCCACAGGAAUACUACACUUUCCCACAAAGGCUUAUGCUUCCAAGGGGUGAUGUUUCCGGAAAAACUUUCCAAUUCUUCGUUGUCGUCUCUCAAUACGAACAACCGAAAUCUGAUGCUUUCUGCCAUUUCUUAGUCGACACUCACUACUCCAUGAGCUACCCAUUGGACAGACCAAUCGAAUUCGAACGCGAAUUCUGGGUUCCUAACUUCUUCUGCAAGGAUGUAAAGGUCUACCACGAAGAGCUCGUCAACGAGAAAGAAUUCACCUACAAGAAGUUCUAA